Prunus armeniaca (apricot) is the source of this 942-nucleotide messenger RNA. Lineage: Eukaryota; Viridiplantae; Streptophyta; Magnoliopsida; Rosales; Rosaceae. The record is from the annotation of a GenBank genome assembly.
AUGACAAAAAAAUCUGAGAAGUUUUCUGCAGAUUUUGUGAUGGGAGGAAUGGCAGCAUUGGUAUCGAAGAGUGCAGCAGCACCCAUUGAGAGAGUGAAGCUUCUGUUGCAGAAUCAAGGAGAGAUGAUAAAAAGAGGACAGCUUAAGAGACCUUAUAUGGGUGUUGGCGAUUGCUUUAAAAGGGUCUUUAGAGAAGAAGGCGUCUUGUCCUUUUGGAGAGGCAACCAGGCUAAUGUUAUUCGAUAUUUUCCUACUCAGGCCUUCAACUUUGCAUUUAAAGGUUACUUCAAAAGCAUUUUUGGCUGCUCAAAAGAGAAAGAUGGAUACUUAAAGUACUUUGCAGGAAAUGUGGCUUCAGGAAGUGCUGCUGGAGCAACUACUUCAUUAUUUCUGUAUCACCUGGACUAUGCACGAACACGGCUAGGCACUGAUGCAAGGGGGUCUGCAGUUAAUGGUCAGCGCCAGUUCAGAGGGAUUCUAGAUGUUUAUGGUAAAACCUUGUCAAGUGAUGGAAUAGCGGGUCUCUAUCGAGGUUUUGGGGUUUCAAUUAUUGGGAUUACACUGUAUCGAGGCAUGUACUUUGGGAUUUAUGACACCAUGAAGCCUAUUGUUUUGGUUGGGUCUUUGGAGGGGAAUUUUUUGGCUAGUUUCUUGCUUGGUUGGAGUGUUACAACAGUCUCUGGGGUCUGUGCCUAUCCAUUUGAUACCCUUCGGCGCAGAAUGAUGCUUACAUCGGGACAACCAUCGAAGUAUCGCAACGCCAUACAUGCAUUUCGUGAGAUUGUUUACCUUGAGGGUUUCACAGCGCUGUUCCGAGGAGUUACUGCAAAUAUGCUUCUAGGGGUUGCUGGGGCUGGGGUACUUGCAGGAUAUGAUCAGCUGCACCGAAUUGCAUAUAGACAUGGUUAUUCUAUUGAGCCACAUCAAAGAGUUUUGAAGUGA